AUGCCUAAUUUUCUGUCAGUGCCUAGGAUAUCUGAGUCCGCCAACGAUUUAUAUUCCACCCACCUUCGAAAAGCAGCGCAGCAGUUUGUGCCGUUAAAACCUCCAUUCCCAGAGGCGUUUCUGUGGCAUGUAUUCCACAGCGUAGCAACAGCAUUGCUCUACUGCGUGCAUGCCCAUGAAGAACCAUAUUGGAAAGCGAGCUGGGAGGAGAUCAUACACAAGGAUGUGAAGCCAGGAAACAUUCUCUUGGGUGCGGCGCCGUCGCGCGACAGCGAGGAGCUCUAUUCGAAUUGCUAUCUAGGGGACUUCGGUUUGGCCUACACCAUCCCCAACGAGGAUGUCCGCGCGUACAAGAAGGGCUACCCCGGGAAAGGAAGCUCUGAAGUCUACGCGGUGGGCGAAAUCGGACCAAAAGUAGACAUCUACUCUCUCACCCUCUCCAUUCGCGAGGCCAUCGAUAAUGCGCUGAUCAUCUACGCCACAGACGAAAUGACUACCCUCCGCAAACUCCCCGAUGGUGAGAAAUAUCUCCCCUAUUCCCCUGACCUGAUUAAACUCUGCCGCGCAGGUAGAUCCAACUGGACGCACAAACGACUCAAUAUCUACUCCCUGUGGAAGGCGACUGGCGAACAGGCGUGUAAGUGGAAAGCGAAAGUUAUGGAGAAUAGACGGCUGGCGUUUCAGUACAGAAAAAGUGCUACGAUGGGAUGGUGUUGCUGGAUGAAGAGAGCUCGGGAAGGACAUCAUGAGGAGGAAUGGAGGUCACAAAGAGGGGGGGAUGAGUGGGGGUGGGGCGACGGGAGUGAGACGAAGCCUAGUGGAAAUGAUGAAGCAUUGGCGGAUAGGAAUAUCGCUGGGUUGUCGACGAGAAGAGGAGGAGGAGGAGGAGGCCUGGGGCUGGAUGCUGCGUCUGAAGGGGCGGAACAUAGGGGAAAUGUGAGCUGCUGGAGUGGGUAA
Molecule: messenger RNA, 957 nt
Organism: Paracoccidioides brasiliensis Pb18
Exons: 6
Coding region: 1-957 (318 amino acids)
Biological process (GO): protein phosphorylation
Molecular function (GO): protein kinase activity; ATP binding
Source: RefSeq, a predicted model, not a curated record